GCGUCAGCAGACUAACUUGGGCGUCAGAGGUCGAGCAGCAUUUCGUCGGGACAGGCUAAACGCACGCUUCACGCCUCGAUUCACCCAGUGGGUAAUUCAUCAUGGAACAGGCUGGAAGUGAAGGCCGAAGGUGGAAAACAACGGUCAUCGUCAGCACGAGCCUUCAGAAUCAUGAGGUUGCAUAUUUACUCUCCAAUCAACAGCAUCGGAUUCGAUACUCAGAGUGUGUUGAAGCAGGAUCAGUCAUCUUCCCCCUCUCUGGUGUUGCAUUUAUGAUCAUAGACACAAUGGAAUUCUCCGACAUGCGAGAGGAAGCAGGUGUUUUUGAAAAAAUUGAAAAGUUCUUGCAUGUACACAGAAACAGCUUUCUUCUGCUUGUAGCUUCACUUUAUGGAGAAAAAGAAUGGAAAGUACUGUCCACAAUUCAGCAGAGAUUCCUAGGAAGCAGUCUUCGUAUAUUGCCUGUUCACAAUUCUACAGAGAUAACAAGAAGCAUGACGACUAUUGCCCAAGUAACAAGUAAACCUAGCAUUGACAGUGUUAGAGACCGUAUAUCUUUGGCUAGAGCUCAUAUUAUUGACCAAAGCCCUAUGUGGGAAGUGCUUCGCAAGAUGCAGUUUGACUGUGAGUGAAGUCCAUGAUUAUCUAAAAAUCUGGAAUGGACCUCAAGGACUCUUGUAUUUGGUAUAAACAGGAGUAU
This is a messenger RNA of Erpetoichthys calabaricus (reedfish), 700 nucleotides long. RefSeq names its product protein SPO16 homolog. The coding region runs from base 102 to 632 and encodes 176 amino acids. Gene Ontology annotation, cellular component: chromosome. The record is from RefSeq and is a predicted model, not a curated record. Gene Ontology annotation, biological process: synaptonemal complex assembly; reciprocal meiotic recombination. The transcript is spliced from 5 exons. Lineage: Eukaryota; Metazoa; Chordata; Cladistia; Polypteriformes; Polypteridae.